Penicillium diatomitis is the source of this 894-nucleotide messenger RNA. RefSeq names its product aldo/keto reductase family protein. Gene Ontology annotation, molecular function: oxidoreductase activity. The coding region runs from base 1 to 894 and encodes 297 amino acids. Lineage: Eukaryota; Fungi; Ascomycota; Eurotiomycetes; Eurotiales; Aspergillaceae. The transcript has 2 exons. The record is from RefSeq and is a predicted model, not a curated record.
AUGACUUACACCAUCACCGACCGUUUGCCCCUCCCCAACUCCGCCGGCCGCAUCCCCCGCCUCGGGUUUGGAGUCUACCGCUCACCAGCUUCACAAUGUGUGCAAUCCGUGCUCAAGGCCCUCCAGGCAGGAUACCGCCACAUCGACACAGCGCAAUUCUAUGGCAACGAGAGUGAAGUCGGGGAGGCUCUUCGCACAUGCGGCAUCCCGCGCGACGAGAUCUUUGUGACUACCAAGAUCCUUAGCCCCGCCGGCUCCCCCGAGCAGACAUACGAGAAGCUCCUAGCGAGCGUGGAGAAGAUCGGUGGUACCGACGGCUACGUUGAUUUGUUCCUCAUUCAUAGUCCCAAGUCGGGACCCGCGGGGAGGAAGGAGCUGUGGCAGGCGUUGGAGAAGCUACAGGCGGAGGGGAAGGCUAAGGCGAUCGGCGUAAGCAAUUACGGGGUCCAGCAUAUCGAAGAGAUGAAACCGUAUGCCAAAAUCUGGCCGCCUCAUGUCAAUCAGAUUGAGGAUGUGGAAGCUAAUGACCUGGCCGUUCCCCCCCCCCCAUCCAAACAGCUCCAUCCAUGGUGUCAGCAGCGCACCAUCGACGCAUACUGCAAACAACACGGGAUCGUCGUUGAAGCGUACUCGCCCAUUGUACGAAACUACAAAGCGAAUGACCCAACUUUGGUGGAAAUCGCGUUGAAAUACAAUCACUCCACGCAACAGGUGCUCAUCCGCUAUGCACUGCAAAAGGGCUGGGUGCCUCUCCCCAAGACCGAUAACCCCGACCGCAUUGUUGCCAAUGCAGACGUGUUUGGGUUUGACCUCAGCGCGGAGGAUAUGGAUACGUUGGACUCGCUCGAUCAGGGGGAAGCGGGUGCGAUUGUGGAGGCCGUGGCCAACGAGUAA